UGUAGGGUUUUAGUGUUAUUUUGCGAUUAAACCGACAAUGGAACGGUAUCUAGUAGCUGUUCUGAUACUGUGCACGAUUUUCUCGGGCUGUGUUUCUCAAUCAGAUUAUGGUGUUUCUCAAGUUUCUCAAUCAGAUUAUGGUGUUUCUCAAUCAAAUUAUGAAGAGAUCCCAAUAAACACGUUUACUUCUCGACGUAUCAUGACUAUUGCAGCAGACCAUAUUGGUGUCGUGCUCAUCAGGGAGAUUUCUGCGUUUAAAAAGGUGGACGAGCCUUGGUACAUCGUGAAUUUUGAAGGCAGAAACGGAUUUGGAAAUGUGUGGACGUGCAAUGCGAAAGUUCACGAACCCACUAUUGGACGGGGAUACGUAACAAGGUGGAACUGCUGGUGGUCUUAAACGUGGAUAAUUCAUGUCUCUUCAGAAAUUAAAUUGUGUUUUAUUUCUGCGUUUAUACGGAUUUUUCCAAAAUCAAAUUGUCCACGAAUUAUUUUUUGUUAAGCUUUUAUGAUCUAUAAUUUUGUCGGUGCGACGUUUAACCAAAAACAAUUUCUAUGGCAACGUCUUUCAUAUAAUAAAUGUGCAUCAUGAAAUUUUGUUCUGUUUUGGUCUGGUCUGUUCUGUACUAUAAGGCAAAAAACAAAUCGAGGGUUGAACGCGAUACUGUCGUAAGUCCUUCUUUAUUUAAUAGGAGUUACUACAGUAUUGCGUUCAGCCCUCGAAAUUAUCUUCUUUGCCCUGUCAUAUCUUUAGAACAAAAUUAAAUAUGGUUUGAUAUUUGACAAUCCUUCAUUGAACGGUUAUUAUCUACACAUCUGUAUCCUCAAAUGAUUGUUUGUCGUUUUAUGAGAAUGGGAAUGUUUUAAAAUAAAGGAAAUGAUUAGCAUUA
Molecule: messenger RNA, 887 nt
Organism: Mercenaria mercenaria
Lineage: Eukaryota; Metazoa; Mollusca; Bivalvia; Venerida; Veneridae
Exons: 3
Coding region: 38-397 (119 amino acids)
Source: RefSeq, a predicted model, not a curated record